UAGAAUAUCAUAAAUAAUCGAUGCAUUGAAUUAUCUUUUGAUGGUCUGUUGCUCUCAUAAGAAAUAAGACUGAAAAAUUAAAUACUCAGGAUAUUUUUAUCUCUCGGAAGAGGAGCGGCUUCGUCACGCGGACGAACCUUUUUAACAAGUAUAAUCUCACGUAUGUGAAGCACCUAGACAAGGAAAAAUUUGUUUGAGAGGGAUACGAGAUGACACUAAAGCUUAUGAUGCGAAAGGUGUAGUAGUCCUUGAGUUAGCAGCAACAGUCGCGUUUGAUGCUUUGAUACGUUUAGUUCAUUCUUUUUCAUUUGUGCGUCAACACAAUCACAUUUUACAGAUGGAUUUUCUUAUACCUUUAAACAAUGGGGUAAAUCUAUCCGGAUGACACGAUGACGCUUCACUGGUGGAUGCAUUGGUUUUGGGUGACUGUAGAAAUCACUGUAAUUCUAGCCACUCCAUUACCAUCAACUACAGAAGAUUCAAAAAUUGAGCAGAACACGAGUAUUAUAUGGAAAAGUAUUACCUUAAGGAUAGCCUCAACUCCUGAAAGAUUGAACCCAGCAGCACCUACGAAAGCUAGUAUGAGGAUAGCCAAGGCCAUUGAUACAUACCAGCCUCCAGUUAAAGGAAAUAUAGUUGGUAUUGCAGAUCCUCCUAUGUUCAGACCGUCCGUAAAUGCUUCCAAAGUUUUAAAGAAUUCUCAUCAGAGUAUAAGAUUUAAUCAAGAUACUAAUAGUUCACGUAAAUUUAAUCCUAUCCUACAAACAACUAACGUCUUUUGGAGUGGACGAAGUGAAGUUCAAAGAGAAGAGCAAGAUGACAAUUAUCGUACUUUUGAGCAAUUUAAUCAGCGAAGAAAAGGUGCAAUUUUUUAUAUUUACACUACGUCUAAAACACCCGCUAAACGGAGAGAAGAAGAUGUAGAGAAAUUUUCCAGCUUUAGUAGAGAUGAAGAGAAUGAUUUGAAUGUAUUACCUUUAAAAGUAGAGGAAAGGAAGUUUAAAGUAGUUGUCAAUAGAACCCAAGUUACGAAAGACAUGGAUGAAGGUUCAUUAAGCACUAAGACCUUCAAUACAUCAGAGGAUAUUGAAAUAGAUCAAGAACUCGCUGAGCCUCGUGUUUCUGCAGCAACUGCUGGUCCUAGUCUCCAUGUGGAUUUAGCUGAGUCUCGAUUAAGUCGAGCUAGAAAUCCUCUUUCAAAUGACAACCGAGCGCAGGAUCGCUCUUUUCAGGAUGAUGAAGUUGAUAUAAUGAGUAGGGAAAGCUUUGUUGGAAGUGUAAGUGCUGAAAGUGUGAAACCAACAGCAUUGGAAAUCGCUGCUAUAACUGGUAGUUGUCUAGCAAUGGUUCUUUUUCUCAGCGCUAUUGGAAGCCUUGGUUUUGUUAUGUACAGACGCAAAUACUGCAAUCCACCGCAAACGUUAAAUAGUGAUAAAUGCAGCAAUCCUGAUAGUUCUGGAUAUAUUGAUGAUUCUACUAUAAGGGAUAAUUCUGAAGAAAUGUACAGUUUGGAUAAUGAUUCAUUUUUAAAUUCUCUGGAAGCAAUGACAAUACAAAAUUAUUGGACAGAUAGUGUAAAGCAUACGAAGCUAUGACAAAUGAAUAAUUAAUACUAUUUUCAGUUUAAAAAAAAUAAAAAUACCAUCAAAAAUAAAAUAAUAUAAUAAACAAAUAUUAUUCAUUAUAAAUAUAUAAUAAUUGAAAAAAGUGAAUCAAUUGACAGGGAAUUAGCAAUAUUCAAAUUAAUUUUUUUCUCUUCGAUAGUGAAAUGCUAGUAUUAGAUGUAUAGUGCAAUAAAUUGAUGUAUGUACUUAAAGAUAAAAAACUAUACAGUAAGAAAUUUGAAAAGACAAAAAUGCUAAAAGGACGAUUUGAAAGAGGAGAAAAUUCUAGCUUAAGUACAAAUAAGACUUCUAUGUGUCUAAAGUGAUGUAGACAUCGUUCCAGUUCUUACGAAAAAAGUAAAAAAAAUUUGGAAAAAAAUUCUAAUGUAUACAAAUUUGUAAAUAAGUCGAACUGCUUGAUAUUUUUUUUUUUUUAAAAGUGAUAUGGCUUCAUUCUUACACAAUGUUUGAGAUUUAAAGUCACUUAUAGACUGUUAAAUUUGUAAAGUAUUGUAUAACGUUGUAUUAUUUGCUUUGUUAAUAAUUAUUACAAUUUUAUUAAUUUAUAUGAAUUGAUUGGUUAUGGUUUUGGUUUUUAUCAUAGUAUUUUACAUUAAUAAAAAAGUUUAUGAUUUUUUACAUUAAUAAUAAUUGAUAAUGGAUAAUUGGACCAAUAUGGAUGUAGUUUAUAGCCAAUUGCCUUUAUAUAACAUAUCCAUCGAUCAUUGAAUAGAUUUUUAGUUUAUAUCAUUCACAGCAAAAGAUUUAUAGAUAGUUAAUAUGUGCAUUGGAAAAUUCUAUUUUUGUUAAUUUUCCACAUAAAUAAUUAAUUAUAAGCUUUUUAUUUCAAAUAGAAGAAAAAUUAUUUUGAACUUUAUUCAUGUAAAAAUUUUCUUUUUAAUAAAAAAACUGUCCAUUUGUGAUAAGAAAUCGUAUGUUUAAAGGUUUUAUUCAGUGUGUGAAAUCAACAUUGAUCCAUUUUACUGAAUUCAU
Molecule: messenger RNA, 2597 nt
Organism: Chelonus insularis
Lineage: Eukaryota; Metazoa; Arthropoda; Insecta; Hymenoptera; Braconidae
Exons: 5
Coding region: 390-1595 (401 amino acids)
Source: RefSeq, a predicted model, not a curated record